Molecule: messenger RNA, 1015 nt
Organism: Myxocyprinus asiaticus (Chinese sucker)
Lineage: Eukaryota; Metazoa; Chordata; Actinopteri; Cypriniformes; Catostomidae
Gene: cbln18
Product: cerebellin 18
Exons: 5
Coding region: 63-779 (238 amino acids)
Molecular function (GO): protein binding
Source: RefSeq, a predicted model, not a curated record
CUCAAUUCCUCUGCUCCUGAGCUUCUGAUCAUCAUCACAGACAGUUGGAUUCUGCAUUGAGGAUGAAGACACUGACAGUAGCAGCUUCGUGUGUUUUGGUGAUUCUCUGUUUUUGCUCCAGUUCAGAGUCUGCCACUGCAAUAGAUCUGCUGCGUGACACUGCUGUGAGUUGGACAGGGAAACUGCCCUGUGGUGAAUGGGACUGUGAAUGUGCAUUCACGAGACAGCACGGUUGUUGUUGUGUCGCAAAGCCAUUGUUUGAGCUGGAAGAGGCCACCUUCAGACGUUUGAUUGGAGUGUGGGAAGGACUGUCCCACCUCAACAGUCAAAUAGAGGAAGUCACAGCUGGUUGUCAGAUUGCGUUCACUGCUGCAGUGCUGCCAAUAACGGCAUGUCUUGGGCCUUUCACCAGCAACGUGUCUAUCUCUUACCAGUCUGUGUCACUCAAUCAAGGCAGCGGGUACAAUCCUGCAUUGGGUACAUUCACAGCUCCACGUGCUGGUCUCUACUCCUUCACCUUCACCGCUUAUUCCAAAGUAGGCGAUGUAGAACGGCUCUACCAAAAGCUGCAGCUGAUGAAGGAUGGUCAGCUGAUCGCCUCAUCCUGGGAGGACAAUCGUGAGGAUUCAGAGGACAGUAGCACUCAGACGGUUCUUCUGCAGCUCAGACGGGGCUCUCAGGUCUACGUUGAGCUGCUGUCAGGUCGGCAGCUGUGUGGAGACACCCAGAGCCACAACACUUUCAGCGGAUACCUGGUCUACCUGAUCACUGAGGAAUGAGAGAAUAAUCUGUUAACACUCACACAAGAAUCUCUGUAGUUAGACAAUCCAUCAGAAAUGGGUCAUUUAACAGGACAUACACACAAAGGGGAUUAUUAGAGGCUUGUUUUUGUUAUACCUUCAUGUUAUUCUUCAACCUAACAAGCAAUCUGUAUUUAAAUGUGUACAAAUGUGACGUCUUUAUGGAAAAUCAUAAGCAUUAGAACAAUUUUGGAGCUUUAUGAAUAAAAAGUUUC